AUGAUUACCAACCAAUUCGGGAGGUCCCCUUCACCAGCCGCAUCAUCAACAUCAUCCCCCACAUCUGCAAAGCCAACAAAUUUUCAGCUUCCAGCGUCAAAUCCAUCAUCAAGACCAGUUUCCCCUGGUGUUGUACCUCCUUCAACUACAAAUUUGGAUGGAACUGCGGGGAUGAAUGCGUCACAACAACCACUGGCUACCCCACUUCCAUUACCAAAACCACCGUCUAAUCCUGCAAACGUUGUUCCACCAAGAACACUCUGGAUGGGCGAUGUUAGUGGAUGGUGGGAUGACAACUUCAUUGUACAACUUUGGGCUCAACUGGGAUUUUCGGUGAUGGUUAAGGUCAUCAAACCGAAACGGAAUCUUUUAUUGCGACAAAUUUCUCGCAAUAGGGGUGCACAGGCAUUGGCCAACCACUCAGGAUACUGCUUUGUACAAUUUUCGACCCCCAAAGAUGCGGAAAAUGCUCUAACGUUGAACGGUACACCAAUCCCCGGAGCAGGGGGAAAGCCUUUCAGGCUCAAUUGGGCAACUGCAGCAACUCUAGACACACAGCUGGAGCAGACCCCAGAGUUUUCACUUUUUGUCGGCGAUUUAUCCUCUGGAACGACUGAAGCACACCUUUUAUCACUGUUUCAGACACAUUUUAACACGGUCAAAACUGUGCGCGUGAUGACGGAUCCGGCUACUGGAGUUUCUCGGUGUUUUGGAUUUGUGCGUUUUACGAGUGAAGAGGAUCGAAACCGUGCCCUUGUGGAGAUGAACGGAAAAUGGCUUGGUGGUCGGCCGAUUCGUGUUGCUUUGGCCACACCAAAACACCAGAAUGGUAACAACGUGAAUCUUGGACUUGGACAUAUGAUGGGCAGAAGCGAGUUUGAUUACCCUGUGCAGCAAAAGAGUCCCAGCAAUAUUGUUGGCGAUGGAUCCUCUGGCAUGGGUGAGCCUCUCAUGGCUCAGUUUGUGCCAACACAGCGUGAAAAUGUAUUUUCUCCAUAUCCUGGCUCUGGCUCUGCACCAUAUUCCGGCGGCCAGGACCCAAAUAACACAACUGUGUUUGUGGGAGGAAUCAAUUCCAGUGUGUCCGAAGAUGCAUUGCGGUCUCUCUUUGAUCCGUUUGGAGACAUUGUCAACGUCUGCGUUCCACCAGGCAAGGGAUGCGGCUUUGUGCGUUUUACUACCCAUGAAAGUGCGCAGCAGGCUGUGAAUGAAAUGCAGGGAUUCGUGUUGGGCGGAUCUAGAAUCAGACUGAGAUGGGGAAGAAGUGGCCAACGCAGGCAGUGGAGACAAAAACAGGAGUCAAUGAAUCAAAUGUCGCCAUCGUUUGCCAAUCCAAUUAUCAUGCAGUCUCCAGGUGCACCAGUUCCACCGCCUUCUUCACCACCGUUGGGUGUUGGCAUGUCUGUUGGCAUGGGAAUGGUUGGAAUGGAGAUGGUUCCCGGUCCCCAAGGUGCUUCUCAGUCAUCCCAGGGCCCAAUGAUGGGUAUGCCUCCUGGUCCACAGAUGUUUUACGAUCCAUACUUUGUUUUACCGCAGCCUAAUAUGUCGCUAAGUCCAUCAGAGAUGGCCCAGGGCACUGCAGACGUACCAGCAAAUUCUGCAUCGGUCCCACUAAAUGGCCCACGAUCAGAAUCAGAGCAAUCUCAUCCGUCAUCCUCGACCUCUGAGCCUCUCCGGCCAGGUCAAAAUGCCCAAAUGCUGUUUGUGGAUAUGCCACAACAGUAUUUUGACCCAUCUGCACAAUUUCUAGCAGGCCAGCAGGUUCCACAAGGCGUUCAACCUCAGACAAAGCCAGAACACGAUUAA
Molecule: messenger RNA, 1806 nt
Organism: Brettanomyces bruxellensis
Lineage: Eukaryota; Fungi; Ascomycota; Pichiomycetes; Pichiales; Pichiaceae
Exons: 1
Coding region: 1-1806 (601 amino acids)
Biological process (GO): mRNA splice site recognition
Cellular component (GO): cytosol
Molecular function (GO): mRNA binding
Source: RefSeq, a predicted model, not a curated record